AUGCCUCUGCUAGAAUAUGAAAACCAAAUUUUUUUGGAUUGCUUCCAUGAAGAUGGACUACUUAUCAUGUCCGAAGGAUUGGGCAUACAAAGAAUUCUGUUGAAUUUAUUGAAGGUCUAUUGUGAUGCAAGCAACCUUGUUCUUAUUUUGAAUACAACACACUUAGAAGAGGAUCAUUUGAUUGAGCGAUUAGAAGCUGAUGGAGUCAGACCUGCUCCUAAAAUCAUCACAAAUGAAUACCAAGCAGCAGAAAGGAAUAGAGUCUACCUGGAAGGUGGAGUUUUAUUCAUUACUUCUCGAAUUCUGGUUGUGGACUUUCUUACUGAUAAUAUACCAGCACAACAUAUUUCUGGCAUUAUUGUCUGCCGAGCUCACAAAAUCAUAGAAUCCUGUCAAGAAGCAUUCAUUCUCCGAUUGUAUCGACAGAAGAACAAAAAUGGAUUCAUCAAAGCAUUUUCUGAAAGUCCUUCCUCUUUUACCUCCGGAUUUGCCCAUGUCGAAAAAGUGAUGAAGAAUCUUUUUGUUCGAAAACUCUUCCUCUGGCCACGGUUCCAUGCUAGUGUAGCUGAAUGCUUGGACCGUCAUAAGGUGGAAGUCAUUGAAAUGCAUAUACAGAUGUCAAGUGCCAUGUCUUCAUGUCAGACAGCUCUCCUUGAUUUGAUCAAUGCUUGUAUCAUGGAGCUGAAAAGGUGCACAUCAGCUUUGGAUCUUGAAGAGGUGUCUGUAGAGAACACAAUUGGAAGAUCUUUUGAUCUGAUUGUUAGACAACAACUUGACCCAAUAUGGCAUCAGCUAAAUAGCAAAACCAAACAACUUGUAUCAGAUUUGAAAACAUUGCGUACAAUCGCCUGCCACCUUACUCAAUAUGACUGCGUUACAUUCUACAGUCUAGUCAAUUCCAUCAGAUCUAGUGAAAAGGCAUUUAGCUCGAACUCCGGUUGGCUUUUUCUCGAUUCUGCUGACAGUCUAAUUGUGAAUUCUAGAUUGAGAUUAUAUAAGGUGCAUGAAAAGACUGUCAAAAAGCUAUCUACAAAAAGUGAACAAAAGAACAAAAGUGAUGAUGUUUUGCCUUGCCUGGAAGAGCCUCCAAAAUGGACAGCUCUUUCAGAGAUUCUAGCAGAGAUCAAGGAAGAAAAUAGCAAGCCUGAUCCUGAAUUUGGAACUGGACGUGUACUUAUUGUGGCAGAGGAUGACCGAACAUGUAACCAACUAAAAGAGUUUUUAUGUGAAGGAGCACAAAAUGUCUUAGCAAGUCUGUUUAACAAACAUUUGGUGGCCAAAGGUGAAAAAUACAUUGAAAUAGAGCCUCUCAAGAAGAAAAAACGUAAAUCUGUCAAGAAAGAUGAAAAGAAAGACAGUGGAUCUACAGAAUUAACUUUGACACAAAUGGGAUCUGUAGAGGCUUCAAACUCAAAACAGCAGACAGAUGAAGGUGACAAUUUCAAAUGCUCUUCAGAAGAUGCUUACUAUGGUAUUCUGUCUCAACCUGCCAUCAUUAUUCAUCCCAUUCAUGGUGGCUCUGAUCCCCUGGGACUACAGCGAACCCUCUGGGAAGUUAAUCCUCGUUAUGUUAUCCUUUAUGAUUCAAAUAUGCAGUUUGUCAGACAAUUAGAGGUCUAUCAUGCAACACAACCAGACAUUCCUCUCAGAGUUUACUUCUUGACAUAUAAGAAUUCAGUGGAAGAACAAAGGUACCUGACAACUCUCCGCAAAGAAAAAGAGGCAUUUGAAUAUCUUAUCAAAGAAAAAGCUACAAUGGUGAUUCCAGAAGAAAGGGAUGGUAAACUUGAAGAUGAUCCAAAUCUUCAUCCAAUGCCUCUCCAAGAAACAUCCAUGUCUUCCAGAAGAGGUGGGCUUGAAAAACCCAAAGAACAACAAAUGAUAAUUGUUGAUAUGCGGGAAUUUAGAAGUGAACUGCCUUCUUUGAUUCAUAAACGGGGAAUUCACAUUGAGCCAGUUACAAUUGAGGUUGGAGACUACAUUUUGACACCAGAUAUUUGUGUGGAGAGGAAAAGUGUCAGUGAUUUGAUUGGUUCUCUGAACAAUGGUCGCCUAUACAACCAAUGUGUUUCAAUGUCUCGGUAUUACAAGAAACCAAUUCUGCUCAUAGAAUUUGAUCCCAACAAAUCUUUUGCUUUGAUGGGCAAAUACAAGCUAUCCAGUGAAGUUUCCAUGAAUGAUGUCACAUCACGACUGACACUUCUAACAAUACAUUUCCCAACGCUGAGGAUUCUUUGGUGCCAGAGUCCCUAUGCAACAGCAGAAUUAUUUGAAGAACUUAAAAUGGGAAGAGAACAACCAAAUGUAUCAUCAGCGUUGUCUGUAACAGCCACUGAAGAGAAUAUUGAAUGGAAUGAACGUUAUAACCCAGGGCCUCAGGACUUUCUACUGAAAAUGCCAGGAAUUAAUUCAAAGAAUUAUCGUCUGAUCAUGAACAUGGUAACAGAUUUGCAUGAAUUGAGUUCUCUGUCUUUAGAGCAACUUACAGAAAUAUUGGGCAAUGCCCGCAAUGCUGAAACAUUGUGGAACUUUAUCAGCACGAAAGACAAAGUUCUUUCCCAGAAGGAAACUGCUGGAAAAUCAAAGACAGAUCUUAAGAAAUCUUUCAAGAGGAGAUAA
Molecule: messenger RNA, 2619 nt
Organism: Acanthosepion pharaonis
Lineage: Eukaryota; Metazoa; Mollusca; Cephalopoda; Sepiida; Sepiidae
Source: the annotation of a GenBank genome assembly